AAAAAAAAAAAAAAAGGAACAGUAUCCUCUACGAAACCCAAAACAUGUCACCUCCCGUCUUGGACCCGCUGGCCAAAGGUCACUUUCAAGACAACCCUGAAAACCCCUUCCGGGAGCUUGGGAUACACCAUGAGAUGGACCUGGAGAUGAGACACGAGCAACUCCCCAAGUUCGGUGACCCCAACGUGAAGAAGUUCAGCUACAAAAAGCUGAGCAACAUGCACAAGCGCAUUCGCCUGCUCACUCUCAACUCUGGGGCUAAAGAGACCAACGAGGUCGAGUGCCGGCUGUUUGAGGGCGAGAUCAGCCAGGGCCAGGUGCUGCGCGUGGAGAACGGCGCUGCCCUGAAGGAGGAGAUUAUUUCUUACGAAGCUCUCUCUUGGUCCUGGGGGACCCGGAAGCCCAUAUACCAGACACUGAUCCGCGAGGGCGACGAGCGGUACGAGAAGAAGGCGUCCCCGGACCUGGUGUGGGCUCUCCGGUUCCUGCGGUACCCAAACAGGGACCGGGUGCUCUGGAUCGACGCGCUGUGCAUCGAUCAGGGGAACGUGGAGGAGAAGAACCACCAGGUCCAGAUGAUGAGCCAGAUCUAUAGCUACGCUAGCAGCGUCUGCAUCUGGCUGGGCCUGGACGACUCCAACACGCACAUGGCCAUCAAGUUCAUCCGGGAGGAGAUCCUCCAGCUCGAGCAGUUCGACGACCUCUGCCAGAACUCGGAGAACUCGCAGAAGUGGCGGAGCCUGCUGCUGCUGAUGCAGAAGCAGUGGUUCUUCCGCCGGUGGGUGGUCCAGGAGAUCGCGCUGGCCCGGCAGGCCACCAUCUACUGCGGCCCGGACCAGAUCGACUGGAAGGACUUCUCGGUGGCGGUCGAGCUGUUUGUCGAGGUCGAGACGGCGACGCACCGGCUGAGCGAGGUCAUGAAGAAGGACCCCAACUUUUAUCACGUCCCGGGCUGGUUCGAAUACGUGAGCGCCCUCGGGGCGAGCCUGCUCGUCGAGGCCACGGGUAUGAUCUUCCGCUACUACAAGUCCAAGGCAGCCCCGAAGGGUCUACCCGCGAUCGAGGAGGCAGCAGACGCCGACAUCAAGAAACAGCGAGCGGAAUCUCCCGGGGAGUCGGAUUCGGGCGCCGAAAGCUCCGAGCUGCAGUACGACAUCCAUGAAAUUCCCGAAUCAGACGACGAGGGGCCAGACCAGCAGCGGGGCAUGCCCGAGCACUUAGCAAGCACGCCUGGAACGCCUGGCACGCCUGGCGCGGGCAAUUCCCAGGGACAGACGGACGUGAAGGAGCCCCACACGCCCGAGGACCCCAUCUCCCAGCGGCGGCCCCUGCUCAGCCUCGAGUACCUCGUCUCCCGGCUGUCCAUCUUCGAGGCCACCGAGCCCCGCGACGCCAUCUACGCGCUCCUGGCCAUCGCGAAUGACGGCUAUCCGGCCGCCCAAGGGUCGGGGGGCGAUACCCUGAGCUCGAUGCACGCGUACCUGGGCAGCCCGGCCGGCCAGCAGCGGCAAAAGGCGUUCCCCGUCGACUACGGGCGAUCCUACGCGGACGUGUGCCAGAACUUCAUCGAGUUCUGCAUCAAGAAGCCAAACGACGACUCCAGGGCCGAGCGAAAGGGGUGGACGCGCGAGAGGACGGACAGGACUCGAGCAAUGGACAUUAUAUGUCGGCCCUGGGCGCCCGAGCCCAAGCCCGGCUCUUCGAUACGAUCCACCCGCCCUGCUGGGCAGCAGAACCAGCGAAACGGGGCGUUGAUCGAGUACUGGAGAGACCACGGCAAGAAGAUCAAGAGUAUCCGGAAAGCCGCAUGGGAUAAACACAAGGAAAAGGCUAAGGAUUCAAAAAGAGGACCCCGCGCCAGAGACGAGUUCUUCAACCCGCCAUGGAAAAAGUACUUCCCCAGGAAGGACCCGCACAGCAAGCACGAGGCCGAAGACGACGAGGAGGCGGCCAAGCUGCCCUCCUGGAUACCCAGGCUGGCGGGCGCGCCAUUCGCCAUGCACAACCAGGCGGGCGUGCACAUCAUGAAGAUGGGCCGCAAGAACGCGGAUCCCCUGGUCGGCUUCCCCAGCUCGGUGCGCAACUACGACGCGGUGCAGGGGAUCGAGGUGGACAUGGACACGCUCGAGUUCCGCAAGAGCCGCCGGUUCGGGACGCACUCCAUGUUCAUCAAGGGCUUCGUGCUCGAGGAGGUCAAGGCCACUACGCACCCUUCGCAGUCCGGGAACAUACCGCAGGAGUGGCUGAGCAUGGCGGGGUGGAAGAUCAAGAACUUUGGCGACCCGGAAAGCGACAGCGGGCCCCCGGACGAGUUCUGGCGCACGCUCGUGGCCGACAGGGGGAGGAACAGCCGGAACCCGCCCUACUACUACAAAAAGGCGUGUAAGGAGUCGGUGUACAAGGGCGGCCUGCAGAGCGGGUCCGUCAACACGUCGGACCUCAUCAACAACGAGCGCAACUCCAUCGUCGCCCAGUUCUGCCGGCGCGUCCAGGCCGUCAUCUGGAACCGGCUGAUGGUCAAGACGGACCACGGGAACCUCGGCAUCACGGCCAAGGGCGUUAGGAAGGGGGACCUCGUGUGCAUCCUCUACGGCUGCAGCGUCCCCGUCAUACUUCGCGAGACCCAAAAGCCCAAGGACGAGCAGGACGAGGACAGCGGGGAGGAGGAGAUGAUGCGGGAGACCGAGAAGGUCAUGCGGCGCGGCAUGGCGACGAUGCAGAGCAACAAGAGGCGCAGGACUAAAUUCAAUGCCAUCCCCGAGGACCCCCAGCCGGAUUGGAAGCAGAGGCCUCCAAGAGCCCGGACGGGAGCCAAUGAGACAAAGCCUGAAGAGGGAGCCAAGGAGACAAAGCCCGAAGAGGGAGCCAAGGAGACAAAGUCCGAAGAGGUUCGCUGGGUUGGGCCCGAUGGGACACCAAAAUGUACAAAGAAGCAAGUCAGGGAAUGGCAGCGGGAAUACAACACGAAACCGAAGAAGGGGAAACCGAAGAAGGGGAAACCGGAGGAGGGGGUGCCAGGAAACUCCGACCAGGGGAGCAGCCGCGAACGCACCAGCGCACAGGAAAGCACGGACAAACGGGAGGAGGACGCCCGGAGCAAGGACAAGGUCGACGACUUUCUAAGGGCACCGAGGGUGCCGCGCAAGGUCUACUACAAGUUCCUGGGCGAGUGCUACAUCCACGGCAUGAUGGACGGCGAGGCCAUGUCCCGCAAGGCGGACUCGGAGGAGGCCGAGAUCGAGAGGCGGGACCAGUUCGACCUCUUCCGCAAGGAGCAGAAGCCGGCGGCGGGCAAGGGCAAAGAACCGGAGGGGAGGCAGGGGGUGUACGGGGUGCCGGAGGAGCUCAGGGACAAGGCCAAGGACGUGCAGGAGGUGAUCGCCAAACGCACAGAGUACCACCGGAAGCGAAAGGACAAGUACGUGGCCAUGCUGCAGGAGUGGGAGGACCUCGAGAGGAGCAUGAAGCCCAGGGUAUAUCCCGUCAAGGACGCGAGGAGGGCGCCCGAGUGGCUGCGGAGGCGAGCCGAGGCGGACCCGGAGCAGCAGGCCGAGGCGGACGGGUGGGACCACUUCAGGGACAAGCUGCGGUGCGACACCAUCUUUGAGCUGCGGUAGGCUAUGCGGUCCGCGGGUUUCCUGCCUUGGAUGCCUUGGCUUUGGUUGCAUAGGGUGUGAUGACCGCCAUCUCGCCACCAGCCUCCUCAACGUGCACUCAGGCGCCCUCCGUUCUUGGCGGGUAUCAUUGGGCCCGUUCGUUUCAAACAUGUUGUCGGCGCGGCACGGC
Molecule: messenger RNA, 3786 nt
Organism: Gaeumannomyces tritici R3-111a-1
Lineage: Eukaryota; Fungi; Ascomycota; Sordariomycetes; Magnaporthales; Magnaporthaceae
Exons: 1
Coding region: 45-3617 (1190 amino acids)
Source: RefSeq, a predicted model, not a curated record